Molecule: messenger RNA, 2852 nt
Organism: Frankliniella occidentalis (western flower thrips)
Lineage: Eukaryota; Metazoa; Arthropoda; Insecta; Thysanoptera; Thripidae
Product: zinc finger protein 26-like
Exons: 2
Coding region: 710-2071 (453 amino acids)
Cellular component (GO): nucleus
Source: RefSeq, a predicted model, not a curated record
GCAGAGUCUGGCGGAGAUAAGACACACAGAAUUAGCAGGCCGUAAGGGCGCCAUGGCCCUCCAGAGCGGGGCGAGGGAGGGGGACACCCGUGACGCGAGAGGGCUGCGGUGCUGUGCAACGAGAUAGAGCACCUAGUGUGGCAGUGACGGCCCUUCCUGUGUCUGUCUCUACCCGACCUGUCUGUAAGGAAUGGUCUUUCGAUAUCCCCAAAGUAUUCUUGAUUUCCUCCCCAUUUAUUUCACACCAAAGCUGCCAAAGUGCCAGAAAUAAGCCACCGACUAUCUUUCGCCGGCCGGCUGGACUAAUGUUCGUGAAAUUCCGGAAAGACGGGAGGAACUAGACCUGUUGUAUUCGUCCCAGCCAGAGGUCUCGCUUUUCUACUCCCAGUCUCGCAGAUUACAGACCAGGGCUGCGUUGUUGGCGCCAGUGUAGGAGACAGAUGGACCGAAAGUGCAGGGCUAGCGGUAUGCGAGGCGGGCGCGACUGGAGGACGCCUCUGCCAGGAGCGCGGACAGCCAGUCGAGGCUGGGCAAGCAGCCACUGCAGUCGCCGGUCUAAAACACGGAGGAUUAUGCAGCUUGCUAAACGACUACGAGCAAACGGCGUUUUAAGAAUUUUACCUCCAACAGUGGUGUGUGCAUGUACUCUCAUGAGUACAGUGAUAACAAGAAAAGCUCGUCAUUCAAUUACAAACGGACAAUUUAAAAAAUGACGUUUGAAUGUUCUGUGUGCAACAAAAAAUUAAAAACAGGUCAAGGUCUUCGUGUACAUCUUCAAACGCACACAGGCGAACGGCCAUUUGAGUGUUCGGUGUGCAACAAGAAAUUUGUGGCAAGAAAUAAUCUCCGAUUACAUUUCCGCACACACACCGGAGAAAAUCCCUUCGAGUGUUCUAUGUGCGACAAGAAAUUUAAGACAAGUAGCAAUCUCUGUAAACAUUUCCGAAUGCACACAGGAGAACGACCCUUUGAGUGCUCUGUGUGUAACAAGAAAUUUACGCAAAAAAGUAUUCUUCAAAGCCAUAUCAAAACUCACACAGAAGAAAGACCCUUCAAGUGUUCUCUGUGCAGCAAGAAAUUUACGAUAAGUUCUAAUUUCCGUAGACAUUUUCGUACGCACACCGGAGAAAAGCCCUUCGAGUGUUCUGUGUGCAACAGAAAAUUUACCACAAGUGAUGGUGUCCGUUCUCAUCUCGUAACUCACACAGAAGAAAGGCCAUUCGAGUGUUCUGUGUGCGAUAAGAAAUUUAAGACAAGUGCAGUUCUGUGUGGACAUGUCCGAACACACGCGGGAGAACGGCCCUUUGAGUGCCCCGUGUGUAACAAGAAAUGUAGUGAUCUACAAACCCAUCUCCGGACUCACACAGGAGAAAAGCCCUUCGAGUGCUCAGUGUGCAACAGACAAUUCAGCAGCAAUAGUGGUCUUUCGAGCCAUCUCCGAACUCACACAGGAGAAAAACCCUUUAAGUGUUCUGUGUGCAACAAGGAAUUCUCGCAAAGUGUUUCUCUCCGUACUCAUUUCCGAAUACACACAGGAGAAAAUCCCUUCGAGUGUUCUAUGUGCGACAAGAAAUUUAAGACAAGUAGCAAUCUCUGUAAACAUUUCCGAAUGCACACAGGAGAGAAGCUCUUCGAGUGCUCAGUGUGCAACAAGAAAGUUACCACGAAUUAUGGUCUCCGUUGCCAUCUCAGAACUCACACAGGAGAAAGACCCUUCGAGUGUUCUGUGUGCAACAAGAAAUUUAGGCAAAAGGGUGCUCUUCGAGGUCAUCUCAGACUUCACACAGGCGAGCGUACCUUCGAGUGUCCUGUGUGCAACAAGAAAUUUAGUCAAGACCCUGGACUUCGAAGCCAUCUCAGAACUCACACAGAAGAAAUGCCCUUCGAGUGUUCUGUUUGCAACAGAAAAUUUGCCAGCAGUAGUGGUCUUCAGUGCCAUGUCAGAACCCACACAGAUGAAAGGCCUUACCAGUGUUCUGUGUGCAGCAAAAGAUUUAUGACAGCAGGUGGCCUUCGUCGACAUUUUAUUGGAAUGCAUACUGUAGCUAGUGGUUCACAGGGACCUGAUUAAACUCUUGUGAGAUAAAUGACUUGUUUGGUGUACUAUGUACUGUGUGAUUGAAGGAACAUGUUUUAAGUUUGACAUUCGAUCUGCUUGUAUCUACACUAGCUUUGCUGUAAAUCGUAUGUGCUUUUAAUCUGUUUUUUUUUUAAAACAUAAAAUACAAAAGGAAACUGUUAGCAUGGAGCGUUCAUUGUAGUUUCAGUACUUUGAUCUCAUUGCUGAGCUUAACCUGAACUUGAAAUUAAACUUUAGCUUUAAAUGCUCAGCUCUGUCAGAAAGCGCAAGGGGAGACCGCCCGGAAGACGGCGUGAGGUGAGGUGGACAGGCAUGCAAACAAAAUCGGGAAAACAUUUUAAUUUUAGCGCGCCGCAGGCCAAGGUAGACGCACAUGUAGCUCAGCUUCACACGGUUUUAACGUGCGUCUACCUUGUAAUUGUUAAUGGUGACUGUUUGCAGUCGUCGUCACCAUCAUGAUCAUACAUUGAGUCUAAUUAGCUUCUCUCAUUAUUUUUUUGUGAGUUUUGCUCGCACCUGGGUGUAGUCUUUUUAGGAUAAUGGUCCCGCCCGAACCCGCCCGCCCGUUCGCUUUCAAAGAACCGCGCGCGCCGCCCGCACCGCCCGCUCCCCCUCUCCCCUCGUCGUCUCCUCCUCGUUUUACACGCCGCCCCUGUUCUCCCCUGAGACUGAGACCACCACCUCCCAACCGCGCCCUAGCUCCGCGGCCCGCGGCGGCUGAGGCUCUCGGCUCGACUCGGCUCGACUCGGCCACCUUGUCGGCUCGAUUCGG